Messenger RNA from Cuscuta campestris, 1008 nucleotides. The record is from the annotation of a GenBank genome assembly. Lineage: Eukaryota; Viridiplantae; Streptophyta; Magnoliopsida; Solanales; Convolvulaceae.
GUCCCACUCUGAGCCACCUCCAUUAGAGGAUCAUACACCCCGAAUUGCAGCGCCGCCAGCAUCAGGUUCGACUUGUGCAUUCCCAGCUCCAGCAGAACUGCCGCCGCGCACUCCUUGUUCUUCGGGCUCCUCCCCUUUCCGAUGAUCCCCACGAUGGUUUCCACGAAUUUCAGGCUCCCCAUCUCCUGUCUCCCCGCCGGGUGCGACGCCAGGAGCAGCAGGAUUGACAGGAUCUCGUCCACGAUGCCCCCCAGCUCCUCCUCUCCCAGGAACCGGACCAGCGGGUCCACGAUCCCCGCCUCCACCGCCGCCGCCUUGUUCUCGCGGUGGAUGCAGACGUUGAACAGGGCCGCGAUGGCGUCCUUCUUCCCGCGCACGCCGCCUUCCUCCAGGAGAUCGAUCAGCGGCCGGAUCCCGUCCCGGAACCCUAUCUCCUCCUUGUUCUCGUCCAGCGUCGACAGGCUGAACAGCGCCGCCGCGGAAUUCUCCCUCGCGCCCGCCGUCCCCGUCUUCAGGAUCUCGAUUAUCGCCGGAAUCGGCCUCUCCUCCGAUAUCGCCCUCUUGUUCGAUUCGUCGAUUGAGAGGUUGAGUAGCGCCGUGACGGCGUGCUCCCGGAUCCUGAAAUCGGGUCGGGUCAGCAAUUGAACGAGGGGAGGGAUUCCGCCGCACUCGGCGAUCGACACCCGAUUCUCCGCGCUCUCCUUGGAGAGGAACCGGAUCUCUUCCACCGCCUUCAGCUGUUCUUCAGGAUGGUCCGAUGACAGAUCGUCGACCAGAGGUUGAAGGCGACUGUUCUUCGGAGAGGAUUUCCGGGCAUUAUUUCCCGAAUCAGAAAGGCAUUCAUGAUCAAGAUGAUGAUUACUGGAAUUAGGGAUUGGGAAGUUGUUGGCAUCACACCAUUCUUGGAUUAUGUUCUUGAGAGCAAAAUUUGGGGCCAAUAAGAGAUGGGGAAGAGAUUGCCCAGUUUUUGGACAUGUUGUGUGGUUUGAAUCAAGCCAUUGUUGUAUG